Messenger RNA from Melanaphis sacchari, 2338 nucleotides. RefSeq names its product lutropin-choriogonadotropic hormone receptor-like. Gene Ontology annotation, biological process: G protein-coupled receptor signaling pathway. Lineage: Eukaryota; Metazoa; Arthropoda; Insecta; Hemiptera; Aphididae. Gene Ontology annotation, cellular component: membrane. The transcript has 16 exons. Gene Ontology annotation, molecular function: protein binding; G protein-coupled receptor activity; protein-hormone receptor activity. The coding region runs from base 47 to 2335 and encodes 762 amino acids. The record is from RefSeq and is a predicted model, not a curated record.
ACGCACCGGACGCGUUGCUCGCCGUUUCUGUCGCAUCGCACACGCCAUGUCGUGCAUUGUCAGCUGCGAUUCUUCGCGGAUGGACGACGUGAACGUGACCACCGUUUUACUGGUAUCAGCCAACGACAGACGAAAAUCCGUCGUCGUCAACUUGCGCCGUCAUCGGUCCUCGUCCAACAGUUGGAUCUCAAUGUGGUCGGUUUUCGAUUUUUUGAUGAUUUUGUGCAUUUGCAUUGCACAGCUAUCAGCGAAAGGUACAGUUAUGAACACACAGUGUAUUACUAUUGAUAACUGCUGUGUUCGCAACAUGACCAACUUUUGGAAACAUAAAACUGAGUUGCAUUGUUCGAGGAUUCAACAUAUACCGGUUGUUGAUGAGAUAAUACACGUGCUAACUAUUGACGAUUCAGACGAUAUUAAAGAGUUAACAGAAAAAUCGAUUAGCCCAUACAAUAACCUUACAGAUAUAAUAUUAAGCAACAUGAAAAAUUUAGAAUAUUUGGAUCCAUCAACUUUCAAAAACUUAAAUAAAUUGCAAUCAUUGUAUAUAUUGCGAGCUAGUGCUUUGAAAGAACUAUCUACCGAUAUAUUUCAUGGUCUUUCAAAAACUUUUUUAGUACUUCGUAUAAGUAAAGCAAAUCUUAAGGUCAUUCCUGAUCUUUCAGACCUUGGAACUCCGACUGCAAUGCACAUAAUUGAAUUUGAAGGGAAUCAAUUGGACACAUUACCAACGAAUGGAAUUAAAACUCGAGCAGAACAAUUGUUAUUGGAAUAUAAUAAAAUAAGUGAAGUAGAAAAUUGGGCGUUCAAUGGUUCUGAAAUAGCAAAACUAAGUUUGAGAGGAAAUUAUUUAGACUUUUUGUCUGAACACAGUUUUGAUGGAAUUUUGAACUUACGGACACUAGAUUUAUCACAUUCCUCAAUGAAAGUAUUACCAACAUCGGGAUUGAAAAGCUUAGAGGUACUUCGCAUAGAAAAUACUCCUUCAAUGACAGUAAUUCCAUCAGUUUAUUUAUUUGGUAAUUUAAAAGAAGCUUAUCUCACUUAUUCAUUUCAUUGUUGCAGUUUUCAGUUUCCAGCUAAACAUGAUUAUUCAUCUUAUGAGUUUCAUAAAGAAGACUCACAAUCUCCGAGUGAAUGCGCACAAACGAAAAAAAAUUACGACUUUCAUGUGGUUUCCAGUGAUUUUAUUGAAAACGGUUAUAUAGACUAUGCAAACGAUAGCGAAGAAGAGUUUUUUAACGAGCCGGCCAUAACAAAUAGUACUCAGAACAUUAUAUGCGGCAAUAUUACUCCACCUACCAUGAGAUCUGAUGUCAAAUGUUGGCCACAACCAAACGCAUUAAAUCCUUGCGAAGAUAUAAUGGGUUUCUAUUGGCUUAGAGUGUGCGUUUGGCUAGUGGGAAUCGCAGCAUUACUGGCAAAUGUAGUUGUACUGUUGGUGGCUUUCCGUAAAAAGUUUAAUUACUCCGUGCCCAGAUUUUUGAUGAGCAAUUUAGCUUUUGCCGACUUUUGUACUGCCAUUUAUUUGUUGCUAUUAGCCUAUGAGGAUUUGGUGUCCAGUGAAAAAUAUUUCAACUACGCUUAUUCAUGGCAAAACGGCGUUGGAUGUAAAAUCGGAGGUUUCUUGACGGUUUUUUCGUCUCAACUAUCGGUUUUCGCGUUAUGCUUGUUAACGCUUGAACGGUGGUACUCAAUACGCAGGGCACUGUACACAAACAAAAUGACGUUCGCUUCAACUGUGAGAAUAAUGGCUUUUGGUUGGGUGUAUUCAAUUGUAAUGGCAACCAUGCCGUUGUUGGGCAUUUCAAGUUAUUCUACUACCAGCAUCUGCCUGCCGAUGGACACCGCGCGCCCGAGCGGCAUGUGCUACGUAUUCACUCUGUUGUCGUUCGCUGCGGCCGCGUUCCUGCUGAUGCUGUUUUGUUACGUGCAGAUCUACAUGUCCCUGAGCUACGAGACCCGACACGCGGCCAAGGGCGAAGCGUCCGUGGCCCGCAAGAUAUCCGUGUUGAUCGGCACGAACUUCGCGUGCACCGCCCCCGUCAUCUUCUUCGGCUUCACCGCACUUCUAGGCUAUCCGCUCAUCGACGUCACCAAGUCUAAAAUACUGCUCGUCUUCUUCUACCCCAUCAACUCCUGCGCCAACCCAUUCCUCUACACCAUACUCACGGCCAGUUUCAGACGCGAAGCCUUCUCCACCGUCACCAAGUUCGGUCUCUGUUUGGAGAAUGAGAAAGAAUAUAAAGUGAUUUAUUCAACGCAAACCAACAACACCCAACGUUUAACUCCGAUGCACAAACACACAUUGUCGUUGACGUUGCCACAGCCCUGAUUG